This is a messenger RNA of Sceloporus undulatus (fence lizard), 1984 nucleotides long. RefSeq names its product phosphatidylinositol transfer protein beta isoform-like. Lineage: Eukaryota; Metazoa; Chordata; Lepidosauria; Squamata; Phrynosomatidae. The transcript has 12 exons. The record is from RefSeq and is a predicted model, not a curated record. Gene Ontology annotation, cellular component: cytoplasm. Bases 111 to 926 code for a protein of 271 amino acids. Gene Ontology annotation, molecular function: phosphatidylinositol binding; phosphatidylinositol transfer activity; phosphatidylcholine binding. Gene Ontology annotation, biological process: phospholipid transport.
GCGGGCGCUGGAGUGAGGGCGGAAGUGGCGUCAAUGGCCGGGCUUGGACGGGGAGGGCAGAAGAGGAAGAAGGGCCGGGUGGGAGCUUUGGGCGUGCGGGGCGCAGGAGGAUGGUGCUGAUCAAGGAGUUCCGGGUAGUGUUGCCUUGCUCCGUGGAGGAGUAUCAAGUGGGGCAGCUAUUCUCUGUGGCUGAAACAAGCAAGAACAACACUGGAGGUGGUGAAGGAAUUGAGGUGCUCAAAAAUGAACCCUAUGAACGAGAGGGAGAGCGGGGGCAGUACACCCACAAGAUCUACCAUCUCCAGAGCAAAGUUCCUGGAUUCAUUAAGAUGUUUGCCCCCGAGGGAUCCCUAGUUGUUCAUGAGAGAGCCUGGAAUGCCUAUCCUUAUUGUCGAACAGUUAUUACGAAUGAAUACAUGAAGGAAGAUUUCUUCAUUAAAAUUGAAACAUGGCACAAACCAGAUUUAGGUGACCAAGAAAAUGUCCACGGGCUUGAUGCUGAGACAUGGAAAGAUGUUGAGGUUGUUCAUAUAGACAUUGGCGACCGGACGCAAGUGUCAGAUGACGAUUACAAGCCAGAUGAAGACCCAGCUCUUUUCAAAUCGCAGAAGACUGGCAGAGGUCCUCUUGGUCCUGACUGGAAGAGGGAACUAGCAAAUAAUGAAGAUUGUCCCCACAUGUGUGCCUACAAACUUGUGACAGUGAAGUUCCGCUGGUGGGGCCUUCAAGGUCGAGUGGAAAAAUUUAUCCAGAAGCAAGAAAGACGCCUCUUUACCAACUUCCACAGGCAGCUGUUUUGUUGGUUGGAUAAGUGGGUGGAUUUAAGCAUGGCUGACAUCCGGCGGAUGGAGGAGGAGACACAGAGGGAGCUUGAUGAGAUACGCCAGAAGGGCUCAGUGAGAGGAAUGACUGCUGGGGAUGAGUGAGUGCCCCCUUGCUGCCUGGGCCAAGAGUGACAAGAUGCGGUACCCAUUCUUCCCCGAGACUGGACCUAUCUUUGUGGGACUCCUCUCUUUAUUUCUCACUCACUCUCUUUCUUCCCCUGCCAACUUGAGAAAGGAAGACGAGUUCUUUUCCGUCCUACUGGUCCAAAUAGAUUCCAGACUACCCCAGCUUCUAUCAGCAUGGGGAUCCCCAUGAAACUGCCAUUUACUUCUUACUGAUAAUGGAUUAAUAGCUGCCCCCACCGCAUGUCAAGUGGUCAUAAGGGGGGAGACAAGGACCUUUCAGGGGUGUGGGGGAUGUCUCUCCUUUUCACCCUGCAGAGGCAGGGGUGCAUGGGUUAUUAAUAGCAUUAAUAUUAAUAUUCUUUGGAAUCAUAUUUUGGUUGGGGUGGGUGUGGGGCUUUCAUGGGGAGGGGGAAUAAGAUCAGAAAUGUUUAAACAUGGGGUGGGAAAAAGAAGAUGUUUAAUUUAGUAAUAUAGUUUGGACUUCACUGUGGAAAGUUGGAAUUAGUCUUUUUAUAGGACAUGUGAAAACAUUCCUCCACUACCAAAUCAAAUUUCAUCUUCCAGGAUCAUGGAAAUCCAUGACUUUUUCCUUUGGACACGUUCCUGUGUUAUAUGGUGAAAUUAAACCAUGCCACUAAACUGGCUCCAUUAUAGGUAGCAAGGUGUCCCUCUUUCCUCCCCCACUGUCAGAGGUGGCAUAAAACUAUGGGGCUAAAAUAUAUUGAGGAGCACUGUAUACAAAGAGUUGAAAAGAGUGCUGCUUGGAAGGAAAAAAAAAACCUCUUUAACAUUCUUUCUCUCCCCCCGGCCCCCCAUAUCCCAGUUUGGGGAGGGGGCAGGUAUUACCCCCUGCUUUGGGGAGGGCCCUCAUAAGCAUUUCACCCAACUAUUCUGUGGGACUGAAAUAAGGGGAUGUGUGGAAACAAUGAGGCCCAGGGCUGCAGUUCUAUGGAUCUGGACAGUAUUUUUUUUAAAAAAGAAAACACUGAAAAUCUUUUUUUUUAAAGUAAAACAAUAAAUAAACUUGAAGUUGA